AUGGCUUGGCGCCAGGCUGGAGCCGACUCGGGUGCGACCAUGCAGGUUAGGCCAGUUGGUUCCGACACCCUGCAACAGACUGUGCCAUCCUUGUGCUGGGAGCCCGGGCCAGUCAGAGAGCGGGUGACGGUCGAGGCGAUUGCUCUGGACGUGGCGCGAGGAGACAAUGUUUGGUGCAUUGGGCUGUGCUGUCUGUGCGAGUUCCACUUUCUGUCCCUUGACUGUGGUUUGGCCGAGGUAUGA
Messenger RNA from Penicillium cinerascens, 243 nucleotides. RefSeq lists its product as uncharacterized. The coding region runs from base 1 to 243 and encodes 80 amino acids. NCBI's taxonomy places the organism in Eukaryota, Fungi, Ascomycota, Eurotiomycetes, Eurotiales, Aspergillaceae. The transcript is spliced from 2 exons. The record is from RefSeq and is a predicted model, not a curated record.